AUGUUGUCGAGAGCUUGCCUCAAGGGCUUCGGCCUCCAGUCGUUGCCAAAGAGACAAGCUUACCAGGUUGCUCGUAGGUCCGUCACCACAGACGCCGCAAGCUCUCACGCAGAGAGAGAAGAUGUGCCGGAUGAAGAUGACAAGCCAUUCCAAGUCAAGCUCUCCGAGGAGAGCUUCGAGACAUACGAACUCGAUCCUCCUCCGUACACCCUCAACACCACAAAGAAGGAACUGAAGCAGAUGUACUACGAUAUGGUGUCUGUCCGACGUAUGGAAAUGGCUGCGGAUCGUCUAUACAAGGAAAAGAAGAUUAGAGGCUUCUGCCACUUGUCAACCGGUCAAGAAGCCGUCGCAGUUGGCAUCGAGCAUGCCAUCACCAAGGACGAUGCUAUCAUCACUGCCUACCGAUGCCAUGGCUUCGCUUUGAUGCGAGGUGGUACCGUCAAGUCCAUCAUCGGUGAACUGCUUGGCCGUCGCGAAGGAAUUGCCUAUGGAAAAGGUGGAUCGAUGCAUAUGUUCGCUCCAAACUUCUACGGCGGUAACGGUAUUGUCGGUGCACAGGUGCCCGUCGGUGCUGGUAUUGCCUUUGCGCACCAGUACACUGGCAGCAAGACCACAACUCUCGCCCUGUACGGUGAUGGUGCCUCAAAUCAAGGUCAGGUUUUCGAGGCGUUCAACAUGGCCAAGCUGUGGAAGUUGCCAAUCAUCUUCAGCUGUGAGAACAACAAAUACGGCAUGGGCACUUCUGCUGCUCGAUCGUCUGCCUCCACAGAAUACUACAAGCGGGGUCAAUACAUCCCAGGUCUCAAGAUCAACGCCAUGGAUGUUCUGGCCAUGAAGGCGGCCGUUCAAUACGGCAAGGAGUACACUGCUGCAGACAAGGGACCACUGGUGUUUGAAUUUGUCACUUACCGGUACGGCGGUCAUUCCAUGUCCGACCCCGGUACGACAUACAGAACCCGGGAGGAAAUCCAGCGGAUGAGGUCUACCAAUGAUCCCAUUGCAGGUCUCAAGCAAAAGAUCCUUGACUGGGGUGUUUGCUCAGAGGAGGAACUCAAACAAAUCGACAAGAAGGCUCGAGAGGAUGUUGACGGCGAGGUGGCAGAAGCAGAGAAGAUGCCCAUUCCUGAUCCAGUGCCAAAGAUUCUGUUCGAGGACAUCUACGUCCGUGGAAGCGAGCCAAAAUACCUUCGUGGCCGAACUCCAGAUGAGACCUACUAUUACUAA
This is a messenger RNA of Exophiala spinifera, 1227 nucleotides long. RefSeq names its product pyruvate dehydrogenase (acetyl-transferring) E1 component, alpha subunit. The coding region runs from base 1 to 1227 and encodes 408 amino acids. Gene Ontology annotation, biological process: pyruvate decarboxylation to acetyl-CoA. Lineage: Eukaryota; Fungi; Ascomycota; Eurotiomycetes; Chaetothyriales; Herpotrichiellaceae. The record is from RefSeq and is a predicted model, not a curated record. Gene Ontology annotation, molecular function: pyruvate dehydrogenase (acetyl-transferring) activity. Gene Ontology annotation, cellular component: intracellular membrane-bounded organelle. The transcript has 3 exons.